Pan troglodytes (chimpanzee) is the source of this 1561-nucleotide messenger RNA. It is a transcript of the gene SMIM28, whose product is annotated as small integral membrane protein 28. The transcript is spliced from 2 exons. The record is from RefSeq and is a predicted model, not a curated record. Lineage: Eukaryota; Metazoa; Chordata; Mammalia; Primates; Hominidae. Bases 463 to 921 code for a protein of 152 amino acids.
UCUGUAAAACAGAAUCCAGAAAUAAUUAGUGGGAAAUUCAGCUUGAGUAGUUUUCCUUGGUCAGAUAGGUCUCUAGAGAGAGGUGUGGUAAGCAAAGGGAAAGGGUCUUAUUUACAUCCUAAAUAUAAACAGCUCUUUAUUCACUGAGGCCAUUCUUUGCACUGUAGUAAUGCUGGUGCAGAAAACUCUCUUGUCUGAAAUCUAUUCCAUAUCUGAUAUCUGAUGCCAACCCCUAUAGUGAUAAAGGCCACAGACACAAAUCCAGAGGCACCAAAUCUAAACAGUCUCCUGAGAGGUCUCUCUGGUUGGUUUCUUUCCCCUGUUGCCAUUCAUCAGAGGACGAGUUUACCAACAGCCAUCAGCCAAGCACAUCCAAACUGGAUCCAGGCCAAGAGCAAGCAGCAUUGUUGAAAUCUGGACAGCAAGGUGGAAGGGUGGCCAGGGCAUCAGCUGGAUGAAAACAUGCGGGGACUGCUGGGCAGCAGCUGGAAGAAGUUUGGACAUGCUGGCCGGGGGACAUAUGAGUGGUUAACCAGCGAGCCCAGCCUGCCUCUCCUGGAGACCCAGCUGCAGGACACCCAGGGGGUGAGCUCCACCCAGGAGGAUGUGGAGCCCUUCCUGUGCAUCCUUCUGCCGGCCACCAUCCUGCUCUUCCUGGCAUUUCUGCUGUUGUUCCUGUACCGCCGCUGCAAGUCCCCGCCGCCCCAGGGGCAGGUGUUCAGCAUUGACCUACCAGAUCACCCACCUGCAGGAGAGGUGACAGACCUCCUGCCCGGCCUGGCCUGGAGCAGUGAGGACUUCCCCUACUCCCCACUGCCCCCGGAGGCCACUUUCCCCUCCCAGUGUUUACCGCCCUCCUACGAAGAGGCCACCAGAAAUCCUCCUGGGGAGGAGGCCCAGGGAUGCAGUCCUUCAGUAUGAAAAGGGCUCACCUGGACUGGAAGAGCAAAAAUAAACUGCUCUUGGGAAUCAUACAAAACACAGCUCUCCACCUUUAAUACAGCACCCAUGAGAAGAGGGAGAAGGGCCCCUAGAUCCAAGAAGCUGCUAUUCAUUGGCCAACCUCUGACAAUGGGGCACUUCAGGCUGAGGGCAAAGCUUGGCAAAUGCCAAUCUGGUUAACCUAUCUUCACAUUCCUUAGGGGAAAGUUUCCCAGGUUCUUCUAAAGAUGACUGCACUCUCCUAAAAUGUAUAACACUCCUGAGAAAAAAAGGAAAGUUCUAUGUGAGUUGAAAAAAAAAACAAACAAUUACUAAUGAGCACAGGAACAGGCUCUGAAGGGCAAGAAAAAAAACUCUGGACCAGCCAAAGGUAACUACUUUUGCCACCAAAUAGAACUUUUCUUCCCACACCAGUUUUUCAGGGUUUCAUGGUUUGUUUCACUUCUGUAUGAAUGCUCCAAGAUACAGAGAGUUCUAGAAGGAGUAAAAGACAUCUCUAGAACUGCAGGGGAUAGUUGUGUUGUAAAUAACGGUGAAAUAUAUUACAAUAUUAGCAAUGAAAGUGUAGAUAUUCGCAAACAUUUUAGUUAAAAAAUAAUAAUAAAGCUGUCCAAAGUUA